Leishmania braziliensis MHOM/BR/75/M2904 is the source of this 2769-nucleotide messenger RNA. Its product is annotated as putative minchromosome maintenance (MCM) complex subunit. The record is from RefSeq and is a predicted model, not a curated record. Gene Ontology annotation, cellular component: nucleus; MCM complex. Bases 1 to 2769 code for a protein of 922 amino acids. The transcript has a single exon. Lineage: Eukaryota; Euglenozoa; Kinetoplastea; Trypanosomatida; Trypanosomatidae. Gene Ontology annotation, biological process: DNA strand elongation involved in DNA replication; double-strand break repair via break-induced replication; mitotic DNA replication initiation. Gene Ontology annotation, molecular function: ATP binding; single-stranded DNA helicase activity; single-stranded DNA binding.
AUGAGCGCGUACAGUCGGUCGACGCAGCAGCGCUCGGAGGAGUACUCAUAUAUUUGGGGCACCGGUAUCGCCGUGGAGGUGUUUCGCGACGAGUUCCGCCGCUACCUCGAAACAUUCACACUCGGCCAGGUGGUGACCGAUCCAUCACGGGGCACACCUCGCCCCAACGGCCGUGAGGCGGCAGCGGCAAGCUUGCGCGUGGCGAAUCCGUUGAUUGCUGGCAGUAGCGGCAGCACGAGCUCGCUUGCAAAUGACACCGCCGCAGCAGCAGCCACAACGUACGUGCUUCAGGAGAAAUAUUACCUGAAGGAGUUCCUGCGCAUGCACAUGCAGGGCCGCAGCACACUCGAAGUGGACUUUACGUGGUUGCAACGAGCGGCACCGCAGCUGUACGUGCAGUCGGUGCACCACCCCACCGAGUGCCUGCAGAUGAUGUCGGCCGUGGCGGAGGAGGUCUACCGUGAUGUCCUGCUGCUCCGCCACGGCAUCGAGGUGGCAGAUGAUGUGCUCAUCACUGUCGUGGCGAAGAAGCUGCCCUCCAUGUGGACGCUGAAGCAACUGAGUCCGCAGCACAUUGAGCAGCUGCUGAGCAUCAAGGGAAUGGUGAUUCGCGUCUCGAAGAUCAUUCCCGAGAUUCGAGUAGCGUGCUUCCAGUGCUGGAACUGCCAGUACCAGGAACGUAGCGUUAGCGGGGACAAGGGCCGCAUAUUCGAGCCAACCCGUUGCGCGCACUGUGGAAAGACCUACUCCUUCAAACUGCAGCACAACCUGUCGCUCUACGAAGACAAGCAGCUCGUCAAGGUGCAGGAAUCGCCAGAGCACGUCGCAGACGGCGAGACGCCUAUCUCGAUCGGUGUCGUCGUGUAUGGGAACAUGGUCGACACAGUCGUGCCAGGCGACCGUGUCGUUAUCACAGGUGUGUACCGCUCCACCCCACUUCGACUCAAUGCCAACACACGCAUCAUCAAGAGCAUCUUCGCCACCCACAUCGACGCCGUCCACAUGGAGCUGGUGCGUGCGACCCGUGCAGCAGAGCCGGGGAUGAGGAAGGGCUCAUUCGCCAACGGCAACGUCGUAGGCGCCAGCCCCCACGCCUCCACUCCGAUGCUAGCGACAACGAAGGAUGCAGAGGUAGACCUGUCACGUGCGGCGCUGAUGGACACGGCGCGCCUUGACAUGUUCCACUCCCUCGCCCAUCGCCCCGACAUCUACGAGGUGCUCCUUCACUCCUUCUCCCGGACCAUCUGGGGCCACGACGACGUCAAGCGUGGCAUUCUGGCGCAGCUCUUUGGCGGUACGGCGAAGACGUUCGUGUUCAGCGAGCGCACCGGUGGCGGCACUGCAGCGACGGCGAGCAGCAACAGCGCUGUCUUCCGCUCCGAGCUCAACGUGCUGCUAUGUGGCGACCCCGGCGUAGCCAAAUCGCAGCUGCUCACGCAGGUGCAUGAGAUCGCGCCGCGCGGCGUGUACACCUCCGGCAAGGGCAGCAGCAGCGUCGGCCUCACCGCCUUCGUUGUUCAGGACACUGACACAGGGGAGUUGGUGCUAGAGCCGGGUGCACUCGUCCUCUCCGACCGUGGCCUGUGCUGCAUCGACGAAUUCGACAAGAUGAACGAGGCUACCCGGUCAGUGCUGCACGAGGUAAUGGAGCAGCAGACCUUGUCCAUCGCCAAGGCCGGCAUCAUUGCGCAGCUCAACGCUCGCACGUCCAUCCUGGCUGCGGCCAACCCGAAGGACUCACAAUGGAAUGCGCAGCUAAACGUUGUCGAAAACCUCCAGAUCGAGCCGACGCUGCUCUCUCGCUUUGACCUCAUCUUCCUCCUCCUCGACUGCCACGACGCCGUGGAGGAUCGGCGACUAGCCACGCACGUCCUCUCGCUUUACAUGGACACCUCGCAUAGCGCGCACACUCGGCGCGCCGUUACUGAUGGUAGCGGGACGGCUGGCAGACAUGCGCGGCUGCAGGGCGGCUCCAGUGAUGGCUGCUACGGUGAGGAGGACGAGGCGACGCAGUGGCGCAGCACAGUUAGCGUAGGGCAGUCGACCGUGUCGUCGGCGGACGCCGCGGGCACUGCGAACACGCACGUGGAUGCGGCCACCGGGCUGCCGGUGGAGGUGCGUAUGGAGCUGGACGGGGAGGUGUUCCUGCAGGGUCCGCCCGAUGCGCCGUACAUGCCGGCCGGUAUCCUGUCCGAGUACAUUGCACUGGCACGCGAGACCAUCUUUCCUAGACUGACAGAGGCGUCGCACAAACGCCUCGCACGGUGCUAUGUGGAGCUGCGCCAGGCCCGCGGCAGCAGUUGCACCGUCUCAGCGACGCUGCGGCAGCUCGAGUCGAUGAUUCGGCUCUCCGAGGCCCACGCAAAGAUGCGCUACAGCAGCGACGUCUCCGUCGAGGAUGUGGAGGAGGCGAAGCGGAUCAUCAGCGUUGCUCUAAAGAAGUCCGCGACGGAUCCGACCACGGGGCUCAUCAACCUCGACAUGUUCCAUGCCGCCGACCCUGGCAAGAAUACGGUGGAGGGAAACAUGCGGCGGCUGGAGGAACUGCUGAAGCGCCGCUACCUCGCUCAGGGGCGGCGCAGCAUUGCUGUGGCGGAGUUGCGCUCUGUGUUCAACGAGCAACAGUCCGGCGCGGCACGGCCCGUGGCCCCGGCGCAGUUUGUGGAGCUCCUCGCCCUUCUCUCCGGCGGCGACGUAGUGCAGUCUUUCACUGCUACGACGGUAACACUGGUGAUGACCGGAGCGGCGCCGGUAGCAGCGACAAUGUGA